GCAAGCAAAUAAGAAGCAACAAUGGCGGGCGUCGGCUAUCUUCUUCACCACUGCAACUCCAAGCAGUUCAUCUCCCUCCUCUCUUUUCGUGCCCAGUUUUUCAAUAUUCAAUUCUCUCUCUCUGCCCUAGAGAGAGAAAAACCGAAAACAAGCAUCCAAAGCGCGGCGUGGGUAGUGGGUUUGGUUUUGAUAGUCUCAAGAUAGUGCUCGUUAAUCUUUAUUUUAUUGGUUUCGGUUUUGAUUGAUCGCCAUUGAUAGUUCUUCGAGAGAAACGGAAAGAGGCUGCAAUAUCAAUGAUACGAGCCCGAGAAGAAGGGUUUGGAAAUUGAUGCAAAUGUCGUCGAUGCCAUCUUCGAGACAACGUUACCUCUUCUUCUUGUUCUUGUUUUUGUUCUUCUCUGUUCUUCAAUGCGUUUCUUAUGUCUCUGCUACCAAUGGCGAAGGCUCUCUGUUGUUUUCAUGGCUUCGAAGUUCUGGUAGUAGUUCUCAUUUCUCCGAUUGGAACGUUCUUGAUCCUAAUCCGUGUAAAUGGACCUCCAUUUCUUGCUCCUCUCAAGGUUUUGUUACUGAAAUUAAUAUUCAGUUUGUUCCUCUUCGGCUUCCUCUGCCUUCGAAUCUCUCUUCGUUUCGAUUUCUUCAGAAGCUUGUUAUCUCCGGCGCCAAUGUCACCGGGAAAAUCCCCGAUGAUAUUGGAAACUGCACGGAACUUAAGAUUCUCGACUUGAGCUCCAAUAAUCUUGCCGGUUCUAUUCCCGGAAGUAUUGGAAAUCUCCGGAAGUUAGAGGACUUGAUUUUGAACGGAAACCAGUUGACGGGGAGCAUUCCGGCGGAGUUAGGGCUUUGCUCUAGUCUCAAGAAUCUCUUCGUUUUUGAUAACUUACUGUCUGGAUUUUUGCCACUGGACUUCGGAAAAUUGGGAAAUCUCGAAGUUCUUCGAGCGGGAGGUAACAAAGAAAUCACCGGAGAGAUUCCACCGGAGAUUGGAAACUGCAGUAAACUGACAUUGUUAGGACUGGCCGAUACUCGGAUUUCCGGCCGGUUACCGUCGUCUCUUGGAAGGCUUCAGAAGCUUCAAACAUUGUCGAUUUACACGACUUUGCUCUCCGGCGAAAUCCCUUCCGAUUUAGGUAACUGUUCUGAGCUUGUGGAUUUGUUUCUUUACGAAAAUAGUCUCUCUGGUUCGAUCCCUCCACAGAUAGGGGAGCUUAAAAAACUUGAGCAAUUGUUCUUAUGGCAGAACAAUCUUGUUGGGGCAAUCCCCAAAGAGGUUGGUAACUGUAGCAGUUUGAGAAGAAUUGAUUUCUCUUUGAAUUACCUGUCCGGAACUUUACCUUCAACUUUAGGAGGACUUACAGAACUAGAGGAUUUUAUGAUUAGUGAUAACAAUGUCUCUGGUUCGAUCCCUGCUAGUCUUUCAAAUGCCAAGAAUUUGUUGCAGCUGCAAUUUGAUAACAAUCAAAUUUCUGGGUUGAUUCCACCAGAGCUUGGGGCUUUGUCAAAGCUUACUGUCUUGUUGGCAUGGCAGAACCAGCUUGAAGGAAGCAUUCCUGAAAGUUUAGAGGGGUGUAGUAAUCUUGAAGCUAUUGAUUUGUCUCAUAACUCACUCACAGGUGCUAUUCCUUCUGGAUUGUUUCAGCUUCAUAAUCUCACAAAACUUCUGUUGAUUUCCAAUGAUAUAUCUGGUUCGAUCCCACCCGAAAUUGGUAAUGGCAGCUCGCUCGUGCGGCUGCGGCUUGGAAACAACCGGAUUACCGGUGGGAUUCCGAGAACAAUUGGCAGGAUGAGUAGUUUAGACUUUCUUGAUCUCUCAGUGAAUCGAAUCUCCGGUCGAUUGCCUGAUGAGAUUGGCAAUUGCAAAGAGUUGCAGAUGAUAGAUUUGAGCUAUAAUGCUUUAGAAGGUCCCUUGCCUAGCUCUUUGGCAUCUUUGUCUGAGCUUCAGGUCUUAGAUGUUUCAUCAAAUCGAUUUUCGGGUCAGCUCCCGGGGAGUUUCGGGAGUCUUGUUUCUUUAAAUAAGCUUGCUUUGAGAGCAAACUUAUUCUCGGGAUCGAUACCGGCAUCUCUCGGGCUAUGUUCAGGUUUGCAACGGCUCGAUCUUAGUAGUAACCAUUUUACAGGCAACAUUCCAGUGGAGCUGGGACGGCUUGAUGCUCUUGAAAUUGCUCUUAAUCUCAGCAACAAUGACCUCUAUGGGCCAAUCCCACCUCAGAUAUCUGCACUUACUAAGCUUUCAGUUCUUGAUCUGUCAAGAAACAAGCUCGAGGGGGACUUGAAACCGCUUGCAGGGCUGAGUAAUCUGGUCUCUCUUAAUAUCUCUUACAAUAACUUCAGUGGUUAUCUUCCCGACAACAAGCUUUUCAGGCAGCUAGCACCAACGGACCUGACUGGCAAUGAAAGGCUCUGUUCUUCGAUCAGGGACUCAUGUUUCUUAAUGGAUGGAUCAGGACUAACAAGGAAUGUAAACAACGUGAAAUUAUCUCAUAAACUUAUGAUAGUAAUUGCCUUGCUCGUUGUUUUAACAUUUGUUCUGAUAAUCAUGGGGAUUAUAGCAGUGGUUAGAGCAAGAAGAACCAUAAUUGAUGAUGAUGAUUCGGAGCUAGGGGACAAAUGGCCUUGGCAAUUCACACCAUUCCAGAAACUAAAUUUCUCUGUGGAUCAAGUUCUAAGAUGCCUCAUAGAUUCAAAUGUGAUUGGAAAAGGAUGUUCUGGGGUUGUUUAUCGUGCUGAUAUCGGUAACGGCGAGAUCAUUGCGGUGAAGAAGCUAUGGCCAACGAUAUCAACUGCCAGCCAUGAGUAUACCGAUGACAAAACAAGGGUUCGGGAUUCCUUCUCAACGGAGGUGAAAACUUUAGGCUUGAUCCGUCAUAAGAACAUUGUUAGAUUCCUGGGUUGUUGUUGGAACAAAAACACAAGGUUGCUCAUGUAUGAUUACAUGCCUAAUGGGAGUUUGGGAAGCCUCCUCCAUGAAAGAGGAGGAGGGGAUGAUGCCUUGGACUGGGCACUUAGGUACAAAAUUUUGCUUGGUGCAGCACAAGGCCUUGCUUACUUGCACCAUGACUGUGUCCCUGCCAUCGUUCACAGGGAUAUCAAGGCCAAUAAUAUUCUCAUUGGCCUGGAUUUUGAGGCUUACAUUGCUGAUUUUGGCCUUGCCAAGCUUGUCGAUGAAGGUAAUUUCGGUCGUUCCUCCAAUACAGUCGCCGGUUCUUAUGGAUACAUAGCUCCUGAAUAUGGAUACAUGAUGAAGAUCACAGAAAAGAGCGAUGUUUACAGCUUUGGUGUCGUAGUAUUGGAAGUCCUAACCGGAAAGCAACCAAUUGAUCCAACAAUACCAGAAGGGCAACAUGUAGUUGAUUGGGUGAGACACAACAAAGGAGUGGGCGUUCUAGACGCAGCCCUUCUAUCCAGGUCAGAGUCAGAGAUAGAGGAAAUGGUGCAAGUUUUAGGCAUAGCAUUGCUGUGUGUGAACUUCGCCCCAGACGAGCGCCCGAACAUGAAAGAUGUCGCUGCCAUGCUUAAAGAAAUCAAGCAAGAAACCGACUCGAAGAUCGACCUACUCGUUGAAGGGGGGAGUAUUGAUGGUCAAGAAAACAAGAGGCCAAAGGGGGUGUUAGCAAUGACAUCCUCUUCUAAACUGGGAAUGGAAAGUGUUCGUGCCACAAGCGAUGGUUUCAGCCUCUCUUCUUCCUCACUGAUUUACCCAUCUUCCUCCAUUCCCAAAAUGUGAUUCAAGUGAAAUUCUAAAUGAUUUUUUUUUUUUUUUUUUUAAUUUCUUCACUCAUUUUCUUAGUUACAUCUUGAUUUUGGUAUUUGAAGAUAAUUAUUGUUUUAAAACCCAAUGUUUAUUUUUAUUUGUAUAGUGGAGU
Cucurbita maxima (winter squash) is the source of this 3860-nucleotide messenger RNA. Its product is annotated as receptor-like protein kinase 2. The coding region runs from base 329 to 3721 and encodes 1130 amino acids. The transcript is spliced from 2 exons. Lineage: Eukaryota; Viridiplantae; Streptophyta; Magnoliopsida; Cucurbitales; Cucurbitaceae. Gene Ontology annotation, molecular function: ATP binding; receptor serine/threonine kinase binding; protein kinase activity. Gene Ontology annotation, biological process: protein phosphorylation. The record is from RefSeq and is a predicted model, not a curated record.